AUCACCAACGUUGUCACGCUGUCACUGAUGCGCGCGCUUUUCCUCCUGCUUCAACAUUCGCUUAGCCUUUUCCGCUUGAUUCCUCUUCAACGCCGGAAUAAAUGUCCUAACCUAUCUUAUUUCAGCUCCGCCCCCAACAUCGCAUACAGAUCCCCAAUCCCAUCUACACAACAAGAAGAAACCUCCGACGCUUUCCAGAAAUAUCCGCCGUUCAUUCAGAACGAUACAAAUCAAUUCGCUUGGAGAUAUGCAACAGUAUCAGUAUCAAGCUCUCUAGACUCUUCGGCAUUCUAG
Messenger RNA from Periconia digitata, 294 nucleotides. The record is from the annotation of a GenBank genome assembly. NCBI's taxonomy places the organism in Eukaryota, Fungi, Ascomycota, Dothideomycetes, Pleosporales, Periconiaceae.